AUGAUACGAAAUAGUGCAAGGUUCUUCUCUACCAAUACCACACUUUACCAAAGAACAUUUGCAAGAAGACUGCUAGUACGGUUAGUCUGGUCAAACGAUACUGUUGAAAAAAAAUCAGGUUUUAAAAUGUGGACUACCUAUUUGAAAAAUGAUAAAUGUGAUUCCCUAAAAACUUUGAAAGAAUAUCAAGAUAAAAUCAUGGAUACCGUUGAAAUCAACGGUACGAAAAAAAAUGAUUUAAUUCUAAAUGAAAUUAAUCAAUGGCAUUUCCAUAACCCGGAAGCUUCAUUAGUAGAUACUCCUACUUUAUUGAUCCAUGGUUAUGCAGCCUCUUCUUUAGCUUAUUUUAGAACGUUUAGUGGAUUAUCAGACAAAAUUAAAAACUUAUAUGCAAUUGACCUGCCAUCCUUUGGCCUGUCAAAUGCACCUCCUUUAGAUUUUAAAGAAAAAGUAUCUGAUAUAAAAAUAAAGUUAAGUGAUGAUAAUACAAAAUUUAAAAUUUCUGAUUCAAAUCGUGUAGAUUCCUUGGAUCUAAAAAAAUUAAUAGGAAAAUAUGAAGAUUAUUAUGUCGAAAAAAUUGAAGAUUGGAGAAAGGCUAAUAAAUUAGAAAAAAUAAAUUUGGUGGGUCAUUCUUUUGGUGGAUACAUUUCAUUCAAAUAUGCUAUCAAGUAUCCAGAUGCUAUUAAUAGACUAUGUUUGGUCUCACCUCUUGGUAUGGAAUCAAAUAUUCACUCAGUAAAUAAUAACUUUGAAACGAAAAAGGAAUAUCCAUUAGAUUUAGAAGAUCCGUCUUCAAGAUUUUAUGCAAAGGAAAGAAGAAUCCCAAAUUUUCUAUUUAAAAAUCAAUUAAAUGUAUUAAGAUGGAUGGGUCCAAUAGGUUCUAAACUAUGCUGGAAUUAUAUAAAUGCAUCAUAUCGUAGAGUACCAAACCCACUUUUUAAGGAAUAUCUAUUUGAAUUAUUAUACGGUAAAGGGGGUAUGCCUUCUGUCACAAUAGAUAUUUUCACUAAUUUAUUUACGAGGUCAUUAUUAGCAAGAGAUCCAAUAAUGGAUUCCAUUUCAAAGCUUAAGGCUGAAAAGGUUCUAUUACUAUAUGGUGAGCACGACUGGAUGAACAAUCUUGCUGGUUAUAAUAUGGUCGAAUCGUUAAAUCAGUUAAAACCAAACAACAACAUCAGCACAAUAGAUUACGCUAAUUAUGUAGAGGUUCCAGAUGCUGGUCAUAAUUUAUUUCUGGAUAAUCCACAAUUUUUCAAUAGCGCAGUACUAUCAUUCUUUAAAGCUAAGUAG
Vanderwaltozyma polyspora DSM 70294 is the source of this 1290-nucleotide messenger RNA. It is a transcript of the gene ECM18, whose product is annotated as alpha/beta hydrolase family protein. Lineage: Eukaryota; Fungi; Ascomycota; Saccharomycetes; Saccharomycetales; Saccharomycetaceae. Gene Ontology annotation, molecular function: A2-type glycerophospholipase activity. The coding region runs from base 1 to 1290 and encodes 429 amino acids. The record is from RefSeq and is a predicted model, not a curated record. Gene Ontology annotation, cellular component: mitochondrial inner membrane. The transcript has a single exon. Gene Ontology annotation, biological process: cardiolipin acyl-chain remodeling.